AUGGGUAAAAAGAAGCAGCAGAAAAUAAUACUUGGAGCCAUCGGUCAGCCACAGGAACAAUCGGCGGCUCAAAAUGAGCAGCAGCAACAACCGCAUAGCUCGCAACAGCAGCAAAGAGCUCAACAAGUAGCUCAGCAGCAACAUCCGCAAGGUUCACAACAACAGCAAGGACCUCAGCAACAUCCGCAAGGUUCACAGCAGCAUCAAGCAGCUCACCAACAUCCGCAAGGUUCGCAACAACAGCAAGGACCUCAGCAACGUCAGCAAGGUUCGCAACAACAGCAAGGACCUCAGCAACAUCCGCAAGGUUCACAGCAGCAAAAAGAACCUCAGCAACAUCCGCAAGGUUCGCAACAACAGCAAGGACCUCAGCAACAUCAGCAAGGUGCGAAGCAACAAAAAGGGCCACGGCAGCAGCAACAUCCGCAAGGUUCGCAACAACAGCAAGGACCUCAGCAACAUCCGCAAGGUUCACAGCAGCAAAAAGAACCUCAGCAACAUCCGCAAGGUUCGCAACAACAGCAAGGACCUCAGCAACAUCAGCAAGGUGCGAAGCAAAAAAAAUGGCCACAGCAGCAGCAACAUCCGCAAGGUUCACAGCAGCAAACAGGACCUCAGCAUCAUCCGCAAGGUUCACAGCAGCAAAAAGAACCUCAGCAACAUCCGCAAGGUUCGCAACAACAGCAAGGACCUCAGCAACAUCAGCAAGGUGCGAAGCAACAAAAAUGGCCACAACAGCAGCAACAUCCGCAAGGUUCACAGCAGCAAACAGGACCUCAGCAUCAUCCGCAAGGUUCACAGCAGCAAAAAGAACCUCAGCAACAUCCGCAAGGUUCGCAACAACAGCAAGGACCUCAGCAACAUCAGCAAGAACAGACCCAGUUCCAAAAAUCAGACGAUAAAAAACCUUCUAUUGCUGGUGGUAGUGCGCCCCACCGUGACGCAUCUGUCUCCUCUUUGAAAUCCAGCGGUUCCGGUGAUGGAACCCUUCAGCCCAUCGAGGAAAACUUGACCCAAAUGCGCAUCUCGAAAGAAAAGAUUCGCCGAACAGACUUGCGACCGGUAUUGGUGCGCAGAGGAGCACAAGGUACUCGCGGUAAAAAGGUUACGGUAGAGGCCAAUUUCUUCCGGCUGCUGCUCGACAAGCUGAAGGGUGUGGCGUACCACUAUGAUGUGGCGAUCGAACCAGAUCGGCCGAAAAAGUUCCUCCGUGCGGUGUUCGCCCAGUUCUGUCGAGAAAACUAUCCCGGCGUAUUGAUGGCGUAUGACGGACAGAAGAGUGCCUACACGACCCGCAAGAUAACCGAGAAGAAGGCCAAGCUAAUGUACCAACCGGACGAUGGUGGCAGAGCGAAAGAGUACACCGUGCAGGUGAAGGAGGCCGCCCAGCUCGAUCUGGCUGUGCUUAAAACGUAUAUGAAUUCCAAUGAUGCCUCGUUUGCCAAACCGAUGAGCGCUAUCCAGUGUCUGGAUGUGGUGUUGCGUUGCGCCUAUGAGACAAAUCCCAACUUUGUAAGGUUCAAAAGAUGUGUGUACAUGGUUCCACGCAACAGCAUCGACAUCGGUAAGGGGCAUGAGCUUUGGUACGGUCUGUUCCAGUCGGCCGUGCUCGGUUCACGGCCAUACAUCAACUUGGACGUAUCGCACAAAGCGUUCCCGUGCGCGGCCCCUGUGCUGAAAGUGAUCCGCGACUUUAACCGUGGCAACCUGGAUCAACUCAGCGGGUGGGUGGUGAACGAUCUGCAAUCCUUCCUGAAGGGUAUGGAUGUGAUCUACAAAAAUCCAACGGGCGUUACGAAACGUAUGCGAUGCAAUGGAUUGCGGGAUCCUGCCAACCAGCAGAUGUUCAAAAUGGAUGACGGAACGCGUCUCUCGGUGGCGGACUAUUUCCUCAAACAUCUGAAAUACCGGCUGAAUUAUCCAAAUCUUCCCGUCCUCCAUGUGGGUAGUACCGUGCGUUCGAUUUACGUACCGGCUGAGCUUUGCGAUAUACCAGGUGGACAGGCGUUGACGAAAAACCACCCGGAGGAAUGUACGCGCGAUAUCAUUCGGUACGCCGCAACCAACACGCAGACACGGAAGCAAAAGAUUGUUGAUCUUGCAACACAGAUUCAGUACAACAAAUGUCCGACAUUGGUGGAUUUUGGCAUCGCAGUCGGCAACGAGUUUGAGAAGGUACCGGCCCGCAUAAUCGAUGCCCCACCGAUCGAGUACGCGAGAAACGAAAAGAUCGCUCCGCGGUCUGGUGUCUGGCGGGCUGAGGGUAAGAACUUCCUGCAACCCAGCACGGAACUGAGCCGCAAGCCGCUGCGAUGGCGUGUACUGAAUCUCGAUGGGUAUACAAAUGAGACCACGGUGAAGAAGUUUGGAGAAAUGUUACAACAGCAGGCCAUGCGGUGCAACGUACAGAUGGAACCGUUCGAUAUGGGCAGUACGUACGUGUUGGUGCGCAACCCCAACAAUGCUCUCCGUGACAUCGGUACACUGCUAGAAGGCAUCAAGAAGGAUAAUCCUACGAUCACGAUUGUAAUACUACCGAGCCGUGGCGAUGCGUACGCAAAGGUUAAACAGAAGGCAGAGCUAGCCAGCGAGCGUAUCGGGUUGCUGACGCAGUGCAUUAAGAGUAUGACGGUAGCAAAGAAGGGUAACGACAUGAGCACCCUCAACAACAUAAUGCUAAAGAUAAACGCCAAAACGAAUGGUGCAAAUCACUGCGUUUCGCAGGUCGCCGUACCGCCGUUGGGGCGCGGAAAAGUUAUGUACAUCGGUGCGGACGUCACACAUCCACUCAGCGACGAUGUACCGAGUGUGGUUGGUGUGACAGCCCUGUACGAUUUGAUCGGUUUCCGGUACAAUUGCAGCGUACGGCUGCAGGGUGCGCGUGAUGAAAUGAUACGCGAUCUGGAGAACAUCGUACACCGGCAGCUGCUGCUGUACCAGCAGUACAAUGGUGACCUGCCGGAGCGUAUCAUGUACUACCGCGACGGUGUGUCGGAUGGGCAGUUUUCGGAAAUUCUCACCAUCGAAUUACAGGCACUGCAUGCGGCUAUAUCGCGCGCCAAACCCGGCUACAAACCUGCGGUGACAUUCAUUGUUGUGCAGAAGCGCCAUCACACACGAUUCUUCCCGCACGGUAACUGUCCGUCGGAUGGCAAGAACUGCAAUGUACCGCCCGGUACAGUCGUGGACAGCGAGAUCACCUUGCCAGAUCGGUACGAAUUCUAUCUCGUAAGCCACGCGGCUGUACAGGGCGUUGCCAAACCGACCAAGUACGUUGUGCUGUACGAUGAUUCAAAUUGCUCUCCGGACCACCUGCAAGCGUUGACAUACAAUCUGUGUCAUCUGUUUGCGCGUUGUAACCGGUCCGUUUCCUAUCCUGCACCAACCUAUUAUGCCCAUCUGGCGGCUUAUCGGGGUCGAGUGUACAUUAAGGAUCGUCGUAUCAAUAUGAACGAUCUGGAAAAAGCUUAUCGGGACAUUCAAAUUAUUUCCUCCGUCACCGACAACAAUCCCAUGUUCUUCGUUUAA
This is a messenger RNA of Anopheles marshallii, 3528 nucleotides long. RefSeq names its product protein argonaute-2-like. Bases 1 to 3528 code for a protein of 1175 amino acids. The record is from RefSeq and is a predicted model, not a curated record. Lineage: Eukaryota; Metazoa; Arthropoda; Insecta; Diptera; Culicidae. The transcript is spliced from 8 exons. Gene Ontology annotation, molecular function: RNA binding; protein binding.